This is a messenger RNA of Cyphomyrmex costatus, 1032 nucleotides long. RefSeq lists its product as uncharacterized. The transcript has a single exon. The record is from RefSeq and is a predicted model, not a curated record. Gene Ontology annotation, molecular function: nucleic acid binding; zinc ion binding. Bases 1 to 1032 code for a protein of 343 amino acids. Lineage: Eukaryota; Metazoa; Arthropoda; Insecta; Hymenoptera; Formicidae.
AUGAAGAAGGCAGAGCUGGAUGAAAUACUCCCGAGGAAAGGACAACCUAGAGAGGACUUGCAGGAUCGUCAAAGCCUCCAAGAGAUGAUAAGAAAUAUCAUCAAAGAAGAAAUGGGUAUUAGCCCAGUAUUACCUGGAAGACAGACUGACCGAGUCUUACCGGAGCAUGCCGCAAAGAAGAAACCUUCGCUCAGGAAGAGUGAGAAUGAUCAUGGUAGAGCUAGAUCUAAAUCUAGAGUAAGAUCUGUACAGCGGACAGUGCGAGAACAGGAGGAGCAAUGGACCAAAGUUGUUGGCCGAAGAGCUAAAUCCCAGCUCAAGAAGAGGGCUCCCGCUGGUAAGGAACCUCCUACUCCCAACUCCGGUAGGGAGAUAAGAAAAAGGAAACCACCCAAGACAGCGGCGGUACAGAUUUCGGUCGCGGAAGAUGGCAGCUACGCUGAAACUAUGAAACUGGCGAAGCAGAAAGUAAAAAUAGAUGACAUUGGUAUCGCUGAAAUGAAACCGCGUAGAACCAAGACAGGGGCCUUUCUCAUCGAGAUAUCUGGCGAAGAUAACAGUCAGAAAGCCGAUAAACUGGCCUUGAGACUGCAAGAACUCUUUCAGGAUGAUGGAAAAGUGAUAGUUUCUCGUCCGAAUAAAACCUCGGAGUUGCGCAUCACAAACUUAGAUGACUCUACGACACCUGAAGAGGUAGUAGCAGCUCUCUCACAGGCAUCAGACUGUAGUCCUUCAGAAGUGACGACAGGGGAUAUCAAGAGGGCUAGAAAUGGCCUUGGUGCCAUUUGGAUAAAGUGUCCGGUCGUUAGUGCUAAUCGAUUGGCUGAUUUAAAAAAGGUACGGAUUGGCUGGACAUCCGCGAGAGUGGAAUUGCUCCCAGAUCGCGGACUUCAAUGUUAUAGAUGUCUCCAAUUCGGACAUGCACGUAGGGAAUGUAAGAACUCGACCGAUCGGAGCGGUCUUUGUUAUCGCUGCGGAGGAAUGGGACACAAGGCGAAAGUGUUAAUCAUCAGUCAAAUGCGCUGCGUGUGA